AACUCUAUCUUUUAUGGACUCGGUAAAAAGAAAAGAGUAGAAGAAAUGCAAUUCAAUUAAAGCUGCUUUCAACUUUCAAGAAUCAAUCUUUCAUUGAAGAGCAGUAGUAGAAGAGCUUUGCCAGAUCAGAUAUAGGAAGCAACAAAUCUAUUCCAAAAAUUGCAAAAACAUGGAUGCUUUAAGGAAACAAGCUAGCAAGCUAAGAGAACAAGUCGCCAAACAACAACAGGCAGUCAUCAAGCAGUUCAGUGCAACUGGUUAUGAAAGUUCAGAUGUUAUCGUCAUUGAUGAGGUAGAGAUGCAAUUACAUCACCAACUGGACAAGUUGUAUAAGUCUACCCGUGAAAAAAGGGAUUUCCAGAAAGAGAUUGUUAAGGCAGCUGAAACAUUUACAGCUAUAGGAUACAAGCAUAUAGAAGCAGGAACUAAAUUAUCAGAAGAUUGCGGCAAAUAUGGAGUCGAAAAUCCCAAUGACGAGGUGUUAGCGAAGGCUGCUUCUAUUUAUGGUGAUGCUCGUAAGCAUGCAGAGAAGGAGGUUGAAGAUCUAAACAAACUGUUCUUUAGUCAGGUACUAGAACCAUUGAGAGCUAUGGUAGCUGGUUCUCCCUUAGAGGAUGCUCGUCAUCUUGCUCAGCGCUACAGUAAAAUGAGGCAAGAGGCAGAGAUACAGGCAGCCGAAGUUUCUAGAAGACAAGCUCGGGUGAGGGAAGCUCCCAUCCCAGAGAAUGUGGCAAAGCUGCACGCAGCAGAAGCUAAAAUGCAUGAAAUGAAAGCCAACAUGGCAGUACUAGGUAAAGAAGCAGCUGCAGCAUUAGCUGCUGUAGAAUCGCAGCAGGAGAGGCUUACAUUUCAGAGGCUUGUCGCAAUGGUUGAAGCAGAAAAGCUUUAUCAUGAGAGAGUUGCUGUUAUUUUGGGUAAUAUUGAAGCUGAGAUAGUUUCUGAAAAACAGCGAAAAGAGGCUGCUCCUCCUGUAGCCACACUUCCUGUAAACCCUCCGACCCACAUGCCUGAGAAAACAAAAUACUUUUUGGCUGAGGCUAUUCAUUCUUUUGAAGCUGAAUCAGAAAAGGAGCUAAGCUUGUCUGUGGGUGAUUAUGUUGUUGUUCGUAAGGUGACUCAAUCAGGGUGGUCAGAAGGAGAAUGUCAAGGCAAGGCAGGUUGGUUUCCAUCUGAGUACGUGGAGAAACGACAAAGAGUACCUACUUCUAAUGGAGCAACUGAAGUUUACUGAGACUUCGUCUUUUCUUGCUGCUGGUAUUUGACUGAAGUUUACUGAGACAUGGUGUUUUUGGCUGCUGCUAUUUGUUAACCUGUUCCCAGUUCAUCCAUUUGUUCAUGCAAGAGCAUAGAGUUAAGUGUGUAAUAUAUUCAUAUCAGUUCCUUCAGGGAUAUACUGGAUAGAAAAGAUUAUUCUUUUGGUCUUUUCCUUUCCCCCCUUUGUUUUUUCCGCGGGCAUAGCUGAUUGGAUGAUUGCUGAAAUACAGCGAGUUAGUAUCCUUCCCCUCUACCUGGGAACGAAAAUGGGGCUGUGUAAUUUUGUUUUUGAACAAGAUAGUUGUGAAAUUGUGAAUUAUGAAAGAAACAUUUUUUAUUUA
Molecule: messenger RNA, 1595 nt
Organism: Lycium ferocissimum
Lineage: Eukaryota; Viridiplantae; Streptophyta; Magnoliopsida; Solanales; Solanaceae
Product: SH3 domain-containing protein 3
Exons: 10
Coding region: 170-1231 (353 amino acids)
Molecular function (GO): protein binding
Source: RefSeq, a predicted model, not a curated record